Labrus mixtus (cuckoo wrasse) is the source of this 2533-nucleotide messenger RNA. RefSeq names its product zinc finger protein 809-like. Gene Ontology annotation, biological process: regulation of transcription by RNA polymerase II. The coding region runs from base 56 to 1465 and encodes 469 amino acids. The transcript is spliced from 6 exons. Lineage: Eukaryota; Metazoa; Chordata; Actinopteri; Labriformes; Labridae. Gene Ontology annotation, molecular function: RNA polymerase II cis-regulatory region sequence-specific DNA binding; DNA-binding transcription factor activity. The record is from RefSeq and is a predicted model, not a curated record.
UCAUCUUUUUAUUUUUCCAGUCGGACAACAUUAGUGUGCGUGCGCAUCCUGAACAAUGGAGGCAGUUAACUUGUUUGAGUCCUCGGUGAACUUUAUGGACUUUAAACUUUCUAAAACUGAGUUACUGAGAGGAAUCGUUACCGAGAAACUGACGACGGCAGCGCGGGAAAUCUUCGCGGUUGUCGAGAGAACCGUAUCCGGUUACGAGGAGGAGGCGGCGGGUCUGAGGCAGGAGAUCGACCGGCAGAGGAUCCAGCUGGAGGCUAUCCUGCAGCCUCGAGUCUCUCUGUGUAGGAUAGAUGAAUCUGACGAUGACGAGGAUGAAGGAGGUGAACUGCGAGAUGAGGAAGAGCAGCAGACGCACGUGGACGCCUCAGACAGCUGGGGCGACUUUGUCCCUGAUGAAGACGAGGGUGAAGACGAGGGGGGGGAGGAGUCUGCUGAGGAUCCUGUGAGGAGCUCCAGUCUAGAUCCUGGAUCCAUGAGGGACCCUGGUCCUCAAAGAGCCAGUACAAGUGGUCGAUGUUUGAAGAGUCAGAGCAGCACGCGGGCUCCUAUAAACCUCAAAGUCUACCUGCUGCAGGACGCCCAGGACAACGCCCAGGACAACGCCGUCUCUGAACACGCUGUUGAUUUAUUCCAGACAUCAGAGCGGCCGAGUCCUCCGACCAGGAACCACCAAACCACCGAGGACACCGCCGGCCGUCUUUCAAGCUCUCACGUGCGUCCUGUCGGAGGAGCGGAGAGCAAAGCAUCGGGUCGACAUCAAGUGAAGAGCGAGGAAGACUGGGAGCUCGUUUCCCUUUCAUGUGCAGCUGAUAGAAACCAGGAAGAGGAGGAGCUUAAACAAAACAUCCACGAGCAGCUGGAGACACAAGUCAAAUCAAAGAGAAGGAAACGCAUCCAGUCGCCUCUGAUGGCAGCGGCUGAUGGCGGCGGCGUUCCUCUGUCGUGUAAAGUGUGUAAAGUUUUACGCGGCUCUCUGAACAUGUUGAUCAAACACUCGUGGAGUCACGUGGAGGAUCCAGAGAGACUGUGUGGAGUCUGUGGAGAACAGUCAGAGAGUCCAGAGGAGCUGAGGACUCAUCUGGAGAGUCACAAGAAAACGUUCAGCUGUGACGUCUGUGGGAAGAACUUCCUGUCUAACCGCGGCCUCCGCUCCCACGCUCCCCUUCACACGGGAGAGAAACCGUACGAGUGUGACAUCUGCAAGAAGACGUUCGCGAUAGAGAGAACUCUGAAGAGUCAUCGCCUGGGACACGUGGAGGAGAAACCACACAAAUGUCACGUCUGUCAGAAGUCGUUUGCGUUCAAACAGCUGCUGAUGAAUCACAGCCGGAGCCACACGGGCGAGAAGCCGUACACCUGCGACCUGUGCGGGAAGUCGGUCUCGGAUUUCCGAUCUUUAUCCCGACACAAGAUGAGUCACUCCGGGAGGAAACGUUACAGCUAUCCGUUUUUUUAACUGAGAAGCUGCAAAAUGUUGGAAAGUUCAAACGGAGCGAAACAGCUGAAAGCAGGAAGUCUUUGUUCCUUCCUGUCUGCACGAUAAUCAAAAGUCUCGUCUGUUGAAAAGAACAUUUCAACAACGUUUAAAGUUUACGUAGUUCUCUCUCUCUCUCUCCGAUGUUUCAACACUAGGUGUCAGAUUACAUUGCUCCUUUAAGGGUCCUGAACAGACAGUCCAGUGCUGCACACUGAUGUUCUUUUCACCUUUGUCACCACCAGAGGGCGCCAAAGUGUUUAAAGGAAAUAAAAACUAGAUCUCAUCUUUAUCUGUGGCUCCUGUUCUGAUCUGUGAAGAAUAUGUUCCCCCUGCUGGCCUCUUAGCCGUUCUGUUCCUGCUGCAGCCACUUUUACUGAGGGGACCAAACUGGGGGUUGUUUUGUCAGAGAGGAACAUUAAACUCUCGUGAAAAAAGAAAAUGAUGCCAGAAAACAUCUUUAAAAACAUGAUUUAUAUUACUUUCAGUAUUUAAUAUUAGAUUGUGAGUCACUGUGUAUGUGUUAUUAGGGGGGGGGUCUUCCUUUUGGAGGGGGGGCCACAGGGGGGACCCUGUUGGCCCCUGCUGGCCCCCUGUUGGCCCCUGUUGGCCCCUGCUGGCCCCCUGUUGGCCCCUGCUGGCCCCCUGUUGGCCCCUGCUGGCCCCUGCCUUAAAUUUAAUAGAAAAUACAAAAUGAAGACAAAAACAUCAAACUGUUUAAAGUUUAGUUUUCAGGCUGCAGGACUUCAGUUCCCCCCACCCCAACUCUGAAAGUUUCCUCUUGUUGCUAGGAGCGGCAGCCUCUCUCAGCGCGUCCUCUGAUUGGUCCACAGCCCAUCACCUCGAGCCAAUCAGAAGCCAGUGCGUCCGCCAUGAGAAUCCAUAAUGUGUCCCUCUUUUUGUUUUUAUUAUCUGUAAUUCUUAAGAAAUGAACGAGGAGAUCAUCAGAGACCUUCAUCAUGGAUUUCUGUUUUCAUCAUCAUCAUCAUCAUCAUUAUUAUUAUUAUUUAUUUAUUUAUUUAUAAAUAUUAUUUCUUAAUGAAAAACAAA